CAGCCAUCAGUCUGUUGACGACUCGACGGGCCUGUUGAUCCUACAACAACCCUCAUCCUCGCAAAAAUGUUUCUGCCCUUGCAAUAGACUUCUUUUGGCGCGUUCAAGCCCUCGGCUGUUGUUUCCUGCUUCUUUUUCCCUUCUUGUCAGUCACUCGCUUCUUCCAAUCAGCGCAAUGCCGCCUCGCCAUUUCACCCGGUACAUUGUCACCGCGGCAGUCUUCAUUUGCGGCCUCAUAAUCUUCUCUUCGACCUCGAGUCCCUCUACUGCUGCUGUUAUCGAUGCAAUACCAUACCCAGAAGUCCUCCGAGAUGUGAUACCCAAACUCACUGUUCCCAACCUCCGCUGGUCCUUCCAGAGUUCGGCGCACAAACCUCCUGAACAAAAGAAUAGCACACAUGGAGACAGCUCAUGGUACAGCGAUUGGAAAUGGCUCAAUCCUUUUUCCUCCUCUGUGACGCUCGACGAAGAUCGAGUCGUCUUGCCUCCUUUGGCAGAACGGCCUCCGAUCUACACAUUCUAUGAUACUUCAGUCAAAAGAGAUGACGAGACAAAGAGCAUCGAUAAGGAGUUUCUGUUGACAUGGAGGCGGGCCUGGUGGGCUCGUGGAUUUCGACCGGUGGUUCUGACGGACGCUGAGGCCAUGAGCCAUCCACUAUAUCAGACGUUACACGCAAAGGGCAUGCCCGCAGUCCUGGAACAAGACUUCCGGCAGUGGUUGGCUUGGGGUCAUAUGGGGACCGGCUUGCUUGCCAGCUGGUACUGCCUACCCAUGGGCUCUGUUGACGAUGAUCUUUUGUUUUACCUGCGACGAGGGGAAUAUCCCCAACUUACCAAGUUUAAAGGCUUGGGGUCUGGCCUGUUUGCCGGGGAAAAGACCCAAAUAGAUGAUGCCAUCAGAUCCGCACUCGACAACAUGAAGUUGAGCUCUUUCAAGACCGUCACAGAUGCCAUCGACCCGGAGCGCUUUGCGAUCGAACAGCCAACAUCCAUCGCCCAUUAUGAUCCUCAGACAAUCGCUUCCAAAUACCCUAUUCUGGCAGAAUUGAUCGCCAAAGAUGUGAACAAGGGUCGACGUUCGCUCAACAAACUCAUGAUCGCUCAUCUUCAUGUCAUGUGGCAAAACACUUUCAGUGCUGGCAUUGCGGUCCUGCAGCCUCUUGCAGCCCACACCUUCACUCUUGUUCAGCCGUCCAAGGACCUAGCCCGUCUCCUUGCGGAAUGUCCCAGCUCUCUCUUGCAAUCAUCUUGUCCACCGAAUCGACCGAAAUGCUCUCCGUGCACCGGCUCGAAAUUGAGGAUCACGACCGCUCCUUCGUUCAGGAAUACAUCUUCCUUGUUUACAAUUGCUGUUGUGCCUCACCCUUAUACGAUGAUCACGCUGACAAACCAGUCUGAUGCCGUAUCCGUUGCUCACAUAAGGCGAUACACUGAGCGAGAUCCUUGGAUAACUGCAGUCACGCGGGAUAUAUUGGGAGACGGUCGUGGAGGCCCGAGCCGUGUGGUGGCCUUAAAGGAUGCGGUGGCAUCAGAAUAUGGCAGUAGUCGUUCCUUGUGGUUUACCACCGAGCAUUUUCCUGCGUCGUUCAAUCCGCCGCCCCCUCCACCAAAAUCGCCUACUAAUGACGCCCGUCCAGCACAGGAGGAGGUCGCAGCAUUUCCAGAAGAUUGGCUCACGCAUCUCGACUGGCACUUUGGCUUUCCCAUCCCGAGAACGACAGUGUCUCAUGGUGAGUCUCUGCCUCCAGUGCCCGGACCUGAGCGUUGGGCCAAGACACCUGCUGGUCUCCCCGCCGAUCGUAAGAAGGCCUCUGAUCCUAGUCCGCCAACGGAAGAGCAGGCCGCAAUUGAGGUCAGCCUCUUACAGAAGGCAAGGGGAACCAUCAACAGUAAGGAUGAGGCUGUGCUCAAAAUCCGUAACGUGGCAGAGGCGUGGAACCUGGCCGACACAGAGGCUUGGAAGUUUGUGAAAAGUUUCCGAGCCCGUCAGGUUGUGGAAAGAUUGAAAUUUGAAGAGGAAGAGUCUGCAUACGAAACUGAGGGUGUGAGAGGAAAUACUCGAUGGUGGGGUCCAUGAUCCAAGUCCGCUCGAGGUGAUCGAGGACGGUGGCUCCGAGCCAUGAGCAACUGCAACCACUCAACGGAUUUAAAGCUUCGAAAAUCGACUCAGCGUUCCAUGCUCAACCCGGCAGUAGACCUUUGCGACUAUCAAAGCCUUCAAGCGGGGUCGGAAGCGGGUCUGAACCACCUGAGCGUCGCUAUCUGGCAGGCGAUGCACAGAUCCAGGAGAUUGACAGAUGCGGUGCUUCUCUUGGACUCAGGUUGUCCUCCAUUGAUGCCACAGGGACCGACGGAUGUAUUGGAAAGCACUACUCACAGCAAACAGGGCGAAAACGAUGGCGCAGAGGAACUGCGCCAAAUGGAACCAACGGAGCGCGACGGAAUGUCCUGACAAACACUUCAGAUUGCUCUUGAGACAUCCAGAUAUGGGUUAAGGGCCAUAUGCCAGUAUAUGACCCUGACUGCUUGCUGGAGAGCGAGCAAUCGCUCUGCAGAUUGAUUGGUGGACUCAGCAUUCGUUGCAACAGGUUUAUCUGCCCAAUGCUCGGGCCUUUGCUGUUUGUAACAACCUCGCUUUCCCCCUCCGGGGUCAACUUGGGCUUAGAGUCCGAUUUGGCAAACUCGCUUGCGGCAUCCGGCCCACGAAAGUCGAAUUGGUUAUGGAUCGACAUGACGCUGUAGAACCAGGAUUUGCACUACGGGAAGAGGGGAAAGAGCCCGCAGAUCCUGUCGCAGCCAGAGUUGAAUCGCCUUGAAGCAAUUGCUUCCCUCCCUGGAUCUCAGGUAAUUGAGGUGGACUGUACCGCAGGGUCCUCAAUGAGAUGUUGUUUAGUCUGCCUGACGAAGCGGCCUUUGCACUUGACGAGGCCAAAGUGUCUUGGGGUUUGUUGGGAUGGAUUCUUUUCUUGGUGAUGAGCGCGUCUCCGCAGUGGCCACUGCGCAAAGCAAUGUAGAGAGAUAGUCAAAAUCGCAAUUCUUCGGAGUGCCCAG
Cladophialophora immunda is the source of this 3051-nucleotide messenger RNA. RefSeq lists its product as uncharacterized. The record is from RefSeq and is a predicted model, not a curated record. The transcript has a single exon. NCBI's taxonomy places the organism in Eukaryota, Fungi, Ascomycota, Eurotiomycetes, Chaetothyriales, Herpotrichiellaceae. Bases 176 to 2077 code for a protein of 633 amino acids.